UCCACUCAAACUCCCAAGAGCGGCGACCUCCCACCAUCAUCCUAUGAUGGGAGCCAUCUCCCCUGGAAGGUCUUUCGCGAGGAUGUCCUUGGACCACAUCGAAUCAAGAUCAAUGACGCAUCGCCCAUGCAAGGCUUGCUCCCUGAACCCCUUCUCACCUUGAUAGAAAGGGAAACAAUGAAUCCGGAGCGUUUUGAUCAACAAAAGAAAGCCUUCCGAGAACAGGUCGAACAGGGCCGAGGUUUCGGUCCAUCGCCCUUAUUUCCACCGAACAUCCUACCUUCGAUCGAUUCUGAAAACCGUCUGGCCCGGUGCAUGGUUCCAACAUUCAGUCGAGAUGCAUUACCUGUACGGGCAAGAAACCACAAUAGUCCCCUCUAUGAACUGUCCGUCCCUCGAUCCGGUCUCGGUUGUGGCUUCUCUGCCUCUGCACUCUCUUUCGAAGAAAUCAGCACGAUGCCUUCAUGGUUGAUGACAACGGGAACGGUUGUACAUUUCGAUACAGGGUACAUCUCUCCAGGCGCGCCUCUUUAUUGCCCCUUUCUCACGUUCGAGCGUACCAUGGGUGACACACAACUCGAAUCUGCCAAGAAUCAGUGUGCCAUCGCAGGAUCAUGGUGCGUUAGAGCACUGCAGCUACUGUAUGCCCAGGCUUGGAAGGGACAAAUGAUACCCGAAAUGCCUAUCUCAUUUUCCUGCACCAUCGACAACACGUUUGCCAUAUUGAAUUUUCACUGGUUUGACAGUGAUACAUAUUCCAUGGCACCACUUGAUACAUUCGACCUAAGCGAUGACGAGCAGUUCACCAAGUUUCUUGUAUGGAUUGAGUCAAUCGGAAAUUGGGCGACUGCUCAUCAUCUUCCGUUGAUCAAGACCGCAUUGGAACGCAUCCGGAUGAAGGAUACGACCCCUCCCGCCACGCCCCGACAGCCCAAACUGUCUGUGGCGACUGGAAUUUGCCCCGACGAACAGCUGAUUAAGUCCCUCAAGACGACCUUCAAUAACAUUCCCUGGCGUUUCGAAGAUGAUGAAUUCACGCCGGUCAGCAGCAGUACCGCUAGCUGGGGAAGUCCUAUAGUCACGAAUGCCACAUUUGCCAAUUUAGUUUAUCCUAUGGUUGCACCUGGCCAGCUCAGGAGCACCGCACCACGCUCUGCUGUUUCUAAGCGGCUUCUUCCUCAGAUCGGUCAGCCUACACCCCCACCGGCGUACGCGGCGAACCCUGAACUUGUGUGGCAGAAGCGAUUCGGUCAUGCCAUGGACGAGAUCCGGGAGUUACAGCAGCAAGUGCUGGCCCUGAAGAACGAAGUCGAUGGGUCGAAUAUGUCUUUUUUGAAUGAGUUGUCUGGGGUGAAGUCAACCAUGACCUCAGUACUCCGAAAGGAGACUCUG
Molecule: messenger RNA, 1392 nt
Organism: Exophiala aquamarina CBS 119918
Lineage: Eukaryota; Fungi; Ascomycota; Eurotiomycetes; Chaetothyriales; Herpotrichiellaceae
Exons: 1
Source: RefSeq, a predicted model, not a curated record